Pelagomonas calceolata is the source of this 1084-nucleotide messenger RNA. The record is from the annotation of a GenBank genome assembly. Lineage: Eukaryota; Pelagophyceae; Pelagomonadales; Pelagomonadaceae.
AGCAAAGUGCAAAGCGCUGCAGAGCUGUCUGUCUCGCGCUUAAGCCAACCACACGCGUCUAGAACUCGAGUAGCAAGGCUGCGGUCUCGCGUAUCAGUGCAAAAGAUGAGAUCGCCGCAACUCGUCUUGCUCGCCGCGAGCGUCGCGCACUCCUGGGCCGUCCCACCGACGCUAACGAAGCGGAGCCCCACGCUGCGCAGCCGGCACCUCGCUGUUAAUGGAGGCACGGUCGUCGAGCGGCCGCCCUACGCGCUGUCUGGCUUGGAACGACCGACGCACCGAGGGGCCGUCAUGGGCUUUUUGCACAACACGGGCGCGUGGUACGCUCUGUCGGCGGCCUACGUCGCGGCGGCCUUGAAGCAGCUUCAACCAUCAUCGUUCUACCCGUCCUUCCUGAGGAUAGCUUUAGUGGCGGCGUCGUCCUACUCCAUUUAUAUAUCGGACUGUUAUCAUAAUGCCGACAAACGGAGGGAAGGCGUGUCCGAGGAAGGAGAGUUAGCUGUAUUAAGGAAGGACUACCUCGGCAUCUCCCUCAUCCUGUCGACGAAUACGUGGUUGUGGGCUCAUAAUUUAGGUGGUUCUCCCAUCCUAAAUAAGCUUUGUGUAGCAGCUACGGCGUGUACGGCGAACGUGGCCUUCCAGUCGUUCUGUGUGGUCAAUAAAUACAUCGGUCACGUAUUGAUAAAACUGACCUUCGCGACGCAGUUCGUGGCCAUCCUCGGGACCCUAUGUUUGAUCGCGGCGAAGUCACCGAUCUCCGCGUGCGCCUGGAUCUACGCGGCCUACGCGCCGGGCUUUGUGAUUUACGCGACCAAGUUCCCGAAGAACAAAAAGUGGGGCUACCACGAGUGGUUCCACGUUUCGGUGCUCAUGGGCAACCUCGUGUCGAUGGGCUUCGACCUCGGUAUUCUUGGUUUGUUCAAGCCCUGCGCGGAGGGCGUCGCCUGCGCGUCGCUGGCGUCGCGGCUGACCUUCGGGCUGCUGCCCUGACGCGGCGUGUCUCAACGCCAUCGCCGCGAGGACAGAUAUGUUUAAUUAAUUUUACUACUACUACUUCUUGACGACCCCGACCUGCGCCGCUCGA